Molecule: messenger RNA, 843 nt
Organism: Eimeria acervulina
Lineage: Eukaryota; Apicomplexa; Conoidasida; Eucoccidiorida; Eimeriidae
Exons: 4
Coding region: 1-843 (280 amino acids)
Source: RefSeq, a predicted model, not a curated record
AUGGCGGAGAGGGACUUGGAGGGUCUCCCUGCAUUAAUAAAGAAAACAAUUAAAGCGUCAAAUGAGAGACAAAAUGAAGGUUUAGCAGAAGAGAACUUCUUAAUAAACCCAAUCAACACUCUACCCAAGGAGACAGCUAAAAGACUGUGGAGUAUUGCCUCAGACCUCAACUUCAGGCCCCUCUUAGUUAUACUCAAAGCUGCGGACAGACAGCAGCUGCCUGAUCUCAUGCGGGAGGCCUGUCGUCUUGCUUGGUACAUGCGAGAUGUUGAAGGGUUUAUCAGGAAGCUCCUCGAGUUUGAGUUGGAGUGCGUGGGUCAUCUGCCGGAGUCUCUAUUUUUGUCUGUCUCCUCACUGGUCGGCUGUCUCUUUAACUCUUUUUUCUGCCUCCCUCGGCCUCUACUUCGUUUAGAAGAUCGCAGGUGGUUCUUUACUAUAUUAGGGCCCCCAUUAGCUGUUCUCAGUCGUGCUAUUGCUGCUCAACAGCAGCAAAAGCAGCAGCAGCAGCAGCAGCAGCAGCAGCAGCAGCAGCAGCAGCAGCAGCAGCAGGGGUUGGGGGACGAUGAGGGAGAAGAUUUGUUGCUAGAAGCUCCAUUGAAGUUGUUUUGGGAGUCAGCUUAUGCUGCUGAAGCAGGAGAAGCAGCAGCAAACCAUCUGCUGCAGCAUGUGCUGCUUCUUGAUAAACAAUCGAGGGAAGGAGACACUCGAAACAACAACCAGCUGUCUCCUCAGGACCUCAGCAGCAUUCAUUUUAAUCGUCUCCUUCAGCUUGCUCUAACUGCUGCUGCCUAUACACACCCCAACACCCAGCACACCAACUAUGUCAAUCAAACCCAUACUUAA